This is a messenger RNA of Spodoptera littoralis (African cotton leafworm), 720 nucleotides long. NCBI's taxonomy places the organism in Eukaryota, Metazoa, Arthropoda, Insecta, Lepidoptera, Noctuidae. The record is from the annotation of a GenBank genome assembly.
AUGCUACAAGAAAUUCAACUCGUUCAAGGUCAGACGAACUACGUAGUCGUCGCGUCUGGAUAUCCUUCAGCUACGUUAACGAAGACACCAGUAGACAAGAGGAAUGUGCCAAUUGCUCCAGCUCCUGAAAAAAAUUACGUCACACAUGAUACUCCACCAAAUUUACAAUACAGGAAGAAGGUGCACUUCAGAACAAACCCUUACACUGGACCCCAGGCUGCAUCGAUCGCAAGACGAAACGCUCGCGAACGUAAUCGUGUUAAGCAAGUGAAUGAUGGAUUUAAUGCUCUACGCCGACACUUGCCUGCGUCUGUUGUUGCCGCAUUGUCUGGUGGUGCACGGAGAGGAUCGGGAAAGAAAUUAAGCAAAGUCGACACACUGAGGAUGGUAGUAGAAUACAUUAGAUAUCUGCAACAAUUGCUUGAAGAAAGUGACGCAGCUUUAGGAAUUACCCGAGACCAGGAAAAUAGAGAAAAUAUUCCUAAUGGAAACACACUACAGUCUAUGACGACAAUGGACAUGGAUGAUGGAUUCUUCUAUGGCGGAGAAUCACCUUGUUCAGAGAAGCCGGACUCUCCUGCGCCCUCCGAAUGUUCAUCAGGGGUGUCGUCGGCAUACUCAGCUGAUCGGUACGAGGUCACGACGGCGACACAACAACAGCUCGGUCCUAUGGAUGAGGACGAGCUACUAGACGUCAUCUCAUGGUGGCAACAAAAAUAA